This is a messenger RNA of Bombina bombina (fire-bellied toad), 1343 nucleotides long. RefSeq names its product erythropoietin (gene EPO). Gene Ontology annotation, molecular function: cytokine activity; hormone activity; erythropoietin receptor binding. The record is from RefSeq and is a predicted model, not a curated record. The transcript is spliced from 5 exons. The coding region runs from base 348 to 899 and encodes 183 amino acids. NCBI's taxonomy places the organism in Eukaryota, Metazoa, Chordata, Amphibia, Anura, Bombinatoridae. Gene Ontology annotation, cellular component: extracellular region.
UUCCCGUCCUACGUCCUAGAAAAAAUGAAUGCAUGUUGGACUCAGAUUCACAGCAUGCUCUGAACUUUUCUCCCACUUGUAGUCUCUUGGUGAAUCAUUAACUAUGACUGUCUGUCCAGCAUGCUUCAUGCCCCCUUUAAACCAAGACAUUCAAAAACUUUACUAAAUCACUAAAGGAGAUUUCAAUUUUAUUUAAAAAAAAAACCAAGACUUUUUUUUUAUGGAAUUGCUAUUUUUACUUGAACUUAAAGCUACCAUGCACCUUUUUAAACAUUUUCUGGAAUUAUCUUAAAACCGCAGUCUAAUGAGAUGGAAAAUGCGGUUCUCCUAUAUUUGAAGAUUUGGAUAUGGGUGUGACUGGUUUACCUACCCUGCUAUUAAUGUUGUUGGUUAAUGUAAAGAUUGUUAUGCUCGCUCCUGCCCAGCCCGUCUGCGAUAGUCACAUUUUGGACAGAUACAUCAAAGAAGCCAGGGAGAUGGAAACAGCAAUGGAUUCUAUUCAGUUUCCAGAGGACAUAACCGUUCCUGAAACAAAACUGAACCCAGCACUGUGGAAGAAGUUAAAUAAGUUACAACAGGCAGCAGAUGUCUGGAAGGGACUUAACUUGUUUACUAAGGCGAUACAGAGGAUACGGGAUUUUAUCACAGAUGCCACCGUAAAAUUUUCUGUGGAUAAAUCUUACAGCAACAUCCGGAGCAUCAGUCAGCUAUUUAAGCGUCUAAAUAUACAGGAUGAAACUCAAACUAUGCAAUCAGAGGAAAGUACUCUUUCAGUACGGACUUUAAAAAAAUUCUUCUCUGUUUACACAAACUUUUUAAGAGGGAAAUGUAAACUUCUAUUGAUUGAAAUAUGCAGAGAGGAUAUCUGUAUCGAAGGAAGCUGUAAAUCCUACAGCUAAGCUCUACAAAUGCCACUUCUAAAAACCGUACUUCUUCACUCCAGGGGCACUACACGGGUUGACAAGGACAUAUAAAUCUUAAAUUGGAGCUAUUUUUAUGUAAUACGAUUUUUAUAUGGAUUAUGGACAUUUUUUUUAUAUCUGUAUUUGGAGGAAACGUAAGGUCAAGAGAUUCAAGAAAGAGUUUAUAUUUGAUAUUAAGUUAAAAAAUUGUAAAUAUUUCUAAAUAUUUAUCUUUAUUUAGGGUUGCAUAAUAAAUAUAUUUUCUAAGGGAUUUUAAUUGUGUGUCUGAAAAAAAUAUGUAAAUCACAAAUACAUUAUACUGUGUAUAUGGAUUGAUAAAAGAAAAUAACAUACUAGUUUAACUUGAUGCUGAGUAACUAUGCAUUGAUAACAACCAUAAUGCGUUCUACAGUGAUUCUAAGUAAGUGAGAUUGAAGAAAA